Messenger RNA from Peromyscus eremicus (cactus mouse), 969 nucleotides. RefSeq names its product TNF receptor superfamily member 4 (gene Tnfrsf4). Gene Ontology annotation, molecular function: tumor necrosis factor receptor activity; protein binding. Bases 13 to 813 code for a protein of 266 amino acids. NCBI's taxonomy places the organism in Eukaryota, Metazoa, Chordata, Mammalia, Rodentia, Cricetidae. The record is from RefSeq and is a predicted model, not a curated record. The transcript is spliced from 7 exons. Gene Ontology annotation, biological process: inflammatory response.
GCCCAGACAAGGAUGUAUGUGUGGGUUCAGCAGCCCACAGCACUUCUGCUCCUGGGACUCACAUUUGGAGUUGCAGCCAGGCUCAACUGUGUUGAAGAUACCUACCCCAGUGGUCACAGGUGCUGUCAUGAGUGCCAGCCAGGCAAUGGUAUGGUGAGCCGCUGUGAUGGCACCAGGGACACUGUAUGCCACCCAUGUGAACCUGGCUUCUACAAUGAGGCAAUCAAUUAUGAAAACUGCAAGCAGUGUACACAGUGCAACCAACGAAGUGGGAGUGAACUCAAGCAGAAUUGCACACCUACUCAGGAUACUGUCUGCCAGUGCAGGCCAGGCACCCAACCUCGACAAGACAGCAGCCACAAGCCUGGAGUUGACUGUGUUCCCUGCCCUCCUGGCCACUUUUCUCCAGGCAACAACCAGGCCUGCAAGCCCUGGACCAAUUGUACCCUAUCUGGGAAGCAGACCCGGCACCCAGCCAGUACCAGCUUGGACACAGUCUGUGAGGACAGAAGCAUCCCAGCCACACCACUCUGGGAGACCCAGAGCCCUACAUCAAGGCCAACCACAGUCUGGCCUAGGACUUCACAAUUGCCCUCUACACCCACCUUGGUGGCUCCUAGGGGCCCUGCAUUUGCUGGUUUCCUGGGCCUAGGCCUGGGCCUGCUGGCUCCUUUGACUGUUCUGCUGGCCUUGUACCUGCUCCGAAAGGCUUGGAGGUUGCCUGAUACUCCCAAACCCUACUGGGAAAACAGCUUCAGGAUCCCUAUCCAGGAGGAACAGACUGACACACACUUUACUCUGGCCAAGAUCUGAACAGUACCUCAGGAGUGGGUUUUAUGGAGCAUGGGCAACCCAUAUCCUGGUGCCUGCCAGUACCCUCCACGCCGUUCUAGGUGCUGGGCUGGCUCUGGGCUCUCCUAUGUAUGCUAUGCAUACUACCUGCCUGGUGGUACCACCAAUAAACAUGCU